GGGAGCUCAGGGCAAGGUCCUGAGAUGCUUGACUGGGUGUUGGGGAAGCUGCUAGAGCAUCCUCGUGGGCUCCCAGGGGGCUUGGGCUGAACUUGGGGGUGGCAGAAGCACAUAGAGUAAAGCCAGUCACCCUGCACAUACACACAGAGGGUUUCUUUCCCUGACACAGGGCUUGAGUCUGCCUCUACGUCCCCACUGCAACCCCCCACCUCUGUCUUUCCAACCAGCAUCCCAGGAGGUGGGACUGGACCCUCUUUCUGCUUGGCUCUAUGGGGGUGGGCAAGGCCAGGUGAUAGCAGUGGGAUGGUGUGAGCGUGCUGGCACCCAUGUGUGUGCAGUGAGGGUAUGGGGGGGCACGACCCUUCACCAGUGUCUGCAUGGGGGCUUUGCUAUAUGCAUCUCUCCCUGUCCCAUCUGCAGCACCAGGAGUGUCAGUGUUUGUCUGCAGCUGUGUGUGUGUGUGUACACAGAUGCAUGGAGAACUCUCAGAAAAUACAUAGUUGUGGAUGUGUGUGCAUGUGUGAGGUGCCCCCCUCUCUGCCGAGGCCUAUGUGUGGACACAGGUGUGGAUAUGCAUGUGUUUGGGUGUCUUUAAAUGGUGCUGUGUGCAGCCCACCUGUGUGCGCACACACACCUAUGAAUGCGCCUAUGUGCGUUGACGUCUGGUCCCUCCCCAGACCUACCUGGAGUUCUGGCCUAGUCACGGAGAGUCCACCUACGGCCGUUUCCACGUCACGCUGAUCUCAGAGGAGCCGGGAGCUGGCUUCACCGUCCGGACGCUUGCUGUAGCCAACAAGCAGCAGCCCAAGAAGGCCGUGCUGGAGGUCAAGUUCUGGCAGCUGGACGACUGGCCCAUGCAGCAGGAGCUCCCGCCAUGCCCGGACACCAUCAUCAGCUUGCUGGGGGAAGUGGAGAGGUGCCAGCGCAAGGACCAGGACAGCCACGUGCUUGUCACCUGCUGGGACGGUGCCAGCCGGUGCGGGCUCUUCUGCGCCGCCGGCUUCCUGUGCGAGCAGAUCCGCAGCGAGGCGCUGGUGGACGUGUCCCAGGCCGUCAGGAUGCUGAAACGGCAGGGGCGGCAGCUGGUCAAGGACGUGAAUCAGUACGAGUUUUGCUACAAGCUCGCCCUCAGCUACCUGGACUCCUUUAAGAUCUACGGGAACUUCAAGUAGCGGUCGCCUGGGGCCAGGACCUGUUGUUGCUGCUUCUUCUGACAACUCUCAGUCAGCACCGGGGACCAUGGACCCCACCAGGAGCCCUUCCACCUCUGUGCUGUGCCCACAAAUGGACUGGGAGACUUGUGCUUUGUCCAUCUGAAAACGAGGGCAGUAUCAGACCUGGAGCUGCAGCUAACGUGGGGGGAACGGGGCAGCCAGGCUCGCUGCUCCAGCCCCAGAGACCAGAAGGGAACUCUCCCCACCGCCUGCAAGCAGGACAGGAAGCGGGGCUACCUGCCUGCCCCGGAGAUGGGGGAACACAGCACCCUCCUGCAGUCCACGCUCUCUGUCUGGCUGGGCAGGAGCCUAGGACAUGGGGGCAUUUCCCUGCUCAGUUGUGUCCUCUCUUACUUCACUUCCACCCUGUUAUUUCUGGCCUACCCCUGCCGGCAAGCUUGUGCCGGCUCCUGGAUACGGCACUGCCAGACCCUCUCCUCCGUGAAGCAGCCGGUGCCUGGGGGGUGGCAGACACCGCGCGGGGCAGGCUCGGCUGGCACCGCACCAAGACUCUAAGUGAACUCAACACUAGGACGGGCCCAGGAUGCUCUAUGCUGCACCAGUAAAAUCUUUUAAUUGGUACCGUGUGGUGGGCCAGUAGGGGGCGCUCCUGCGUUGAGCCGCCCACCUCCCUGCGCCCGCCCACCUUCCCGGCUCCGAGUGCCUCCCUGGGGUGCCUCCCGUCCGGCCGACCC
Molecule: messenger RNA, 1909 nt
Organism: Alligator sinensis (Chinese alligator)
Lineage: Eukaryota; Metazoa; Chordata; Crocodylia; Alligatoridae
Product: receptor-type tyrosine-protein phosphatase alpha-like
Exons: 4
Coding region: 855-1172 (105 amino acids)
Biological process (GO): protein dephosphorylation
Molecular function (GO): protein tyrosine phosphatase activity
Source: RefSeq, a predicted model, not a curated record